Striga hermonthica is the source of this 1171-nucleotide messenger RNA. The record is from the annotation of a GenBank genome assembly. NCBI's taxonomy places the organism in Eukaryota, Viridiplantae, Streptophyta, Magnoliopsida, Lamiales, Orobanchaceae.
AACAUUCUAUAACCGUCCGCACUUCGUAUCCAUUGCGCCAAGUCCUGCACCGACCCGACACCUCGGGACGCAUGAUAAAGUGGGCCAUCGAGCUCGGACAAUUUGACAUCCAUUAUCAACCGAGGACCGCAAUUAAAGCACAAGCCUUAUCCGACUUCAUCGCCGAAUUCACUCCGGCAAUAACAGUUAAUGAUGAUAAUCAACCGUGGGUUCUUUAUAUUGACGGUUCCUCAACAGCCAACCGAGCAGGUGUAGGAAUAGUCCUGGCAAACCCAGAAAACCGAUUAUUCUGCCACUCGGUGAAAUUUCUCUUCCCGGCAACAAACAAUGAAGCCGAAUAUGAGGCCUUGCUAUCCGGAUUAAAUCUAGCUGAAUCUAUGAAUGUGAAACAACUAAAAUUUUUUUCAGACUCUCAGCUCCUCGUCAAUCAAAUUAAUGGCUUGUACGAAGUUAAAGAACCUCGGUUGACCCCGUAUCUGUCUUUGGCAAAAAAGAAGUUGACAAAGUUCGCUGCCGAAGUAGAGCACAUUCCACGAACCCUCACUGUUCAAGCAGAUGCUCUCUCUCGAUUAGCCUCAAGUACCGGGAUGGAGAGCAUGGAGUAUGUCCAAAUCGGACAACAAGAAAAUCCUUCAACCACCCUUUCCGAAGGCCUAUGUUUCAAAUGCGAAGAGAAAUUUACGCCAAGCCAUCAAUGUAAGCAAGCUUUUGUGAUCGAAGUUGCUAAUUCUGAUGAGGAAGGAUCUGAGGUCGAGGAAGAACCACAUCAGGAGGAUGAGGUUGAAGUGCCUGAUGAAGAAGCAGAAAUUUCGAUGCACGCAAUGGCAGGGAUUAGAGGGCCAAGGACGAUGCGAUUGCCAGCUUGGGUCAAGGAUCGUAGGGUGAUGGUGCUCGUAGACAAUGGGUCAUCACACAACUUCAUUAAUGUUGAUUUGUCCCAGAAGCUGAAUUUACCAACCACGAAGAUUGAGCCUUUUGAGGUACGAGUAGCUAAUGGUGAGAGGCUGCAAUGCGCUGAAUCUUUUCGAAAGGUGCCGAUCAAGUUCCAAGGAGUUACGGUAAAGGUUGAUCUCUAUGCUUUACCCCUAGUCGGACCUGAUGUCGUGCUAGGAGUCCAAUGGCUCGAAGGGUUAGGCAAGGUGACCACCGACUACCGGACUGGAGUUAUGGA